UCGACGCCAUCGGCAAUGCCGGUACUGCGGUGCGUGAUUCGCGUCCCUCUAGUCACGUGCUAUCUCGUCGAGCCGUCACGCCAGGUGACAACUUGAGUGACGGAACACUACAAGCCGAAAACUAUGCGUUUAAGAGCCUCUAAAACGCUCUUACAAGUGCACAAACAUCUCAUUUUAAAUCCCGCGUAAGUUUCGAGUGCGAAAUGGCUCUAAAAGUGUACUUCAUUGUUUUUAUAGUGUGGAUUGUGAACUGUAAGUGCGAUAUGUGUAACGUGACUCAAUGUGAUUGUCCGUUUAAUAUAACGGUAAAAGAAAGUGGUCAUCAGAUACGAUGUUGUGACAUUCCCAUGCUAACAAAUAAGACUUUUAGGGGGGUUGAAAUAGAAUUCAGUGAAAAAUGUGAUUUUAACAAUAUUAAUUUCGAUGUUCCAAUACUCGAUACGUUUUCAAUUAUCAUGACGAACAAUACUAUUGUGAAACUACGGAUAAACGUUAAAGCCAAUAAUUUACGUGAAUUGAAUUUAUCAUUAAACAGGUUGCAAUAUAUCAGCAAGGAUUUAUUCAGCAAUUACACGAAUCUCCGCGUUCUGAUUUUGAGUAAGAACAGUAUAAAUAAAAUAUCAGCGGAGAGUUUUGUUGGUUUAACCAAAUUAGAAAAACUAGACCUAUCUGAAAACAACUUGACUAAAUUGGAGAACAUAUUUACGCCCUUAAAAAGCCUCCAGCAUCUCAAUUUAAGCAGGAAUAACAUCGAGUUUAUUCUGGAGAAUUAUUUUAAUAAUUGGCUGUUACAACAUUUAGAUGUCUCCCAUAAUAAUCUAAGGAAAUUAGCGCCUGGAGCAUUGCAGUUACUGCCGAAUUUAGCUCGAUUACUCCUGACAGAUAACCCGCAUUUGGGGAUUACACAGUUGGAUACACAAUUGUUAGUUGGCACGGGCCGCAGACUACAGCAGAUCGAUGCAUCGAGAACAGGAUUAUACCAAGUCCCCGAAGCGUUCACACAUUCCGUUCGCUUCCUGUCUCUUGUGGGGAACCAUAUCAGCUCAAUACGCUGUGGAGAUCUAGACAGCUAUCCACUCCUUCAGUCGUUAGACUUUUCAAAUAACAAAAUCAAAUCAAUCGAAGAAGACUCAUUAGGUAGACUGGAAAUGCUCCUAUUUCUGAAUUUAAACAACAAUUCUCUCAUCGUGGUCCCUAAAUCUCUGCCCGAUGAAUUGAAAUAUCUUUCCAUAAAUAAUAAUAUGAUUAAAAACCUCACAUCAGCGGACUUCAAAAGCUUGCCAAACCUUCGUAUCCUAUUAUUGAAAAGCAAUAAAAUACUUUACAUUCAAGAUCACGUGUUUGACGAUUUAUUAUCUCUGGAAAUAUUAGAUUUGUCAAACAACCCACUGCAAAUGCUGUCGCCGAGCACUUUUGAUGGACCAUUAUCUCUCCGAGAUCUAAGAUUAUGUUACUUGAAUAUUUCCGUGCCUGCGAAAGAUGGCUCUUUUCCAAUGUCGUCCCCGGAAAGUGUGCAAAUGCUUCACUUACAAUCUAGUCCUGGUCUUGCCAGACAGUUUUUGGCUGACUCGGCCGCGCUCGCCGCCUUCUCUCAUUUGCAAUAUUUGGAUCUAAGAAUGAACAAUUUACGUAACAUACGAAACGAUCUACUCUUUUAUCUUGUGCAACUAAAGACGCUGAGAUUACACGGUAACAAGAUUAACUGCAGUGCGGAGCUGUGGCUGUCUGAUUGGAUGAAUUGGAAUAAAAGUUUGCUAAACAAUGAAACGUGUUACUAUUCAACGUCCGAAGCGAAAGCAGAAAUAAACAAGUACAACUGUACCUUCCCUGAAACUUUCACAAUAAACGAAAGUUUGCCGCCCGUUAAUUUAUAUAGUACUGAAAUGAUAAAUAAGCUGCUAAGAUAUUACGGGUAUUUAAACAAUAAAACAGAGAGGUCGUCCUUAAAACGUAAUUAUAAUAAUUUUGGUGACAAAAACAAUAGAAUUACGCUGAAUGUAAACGACACUUUUGUUUCGCGGCUUGAAAAGAAUUUCGUGAAUAAUACAAUUAGAAACAAUGAGAAAUUAGAUACUGAAAACAUGAUACAGUAUGAGGAUUAUUAUAAUAGAACCGGGAUUGUGGAAAUAUCUAAAAUAGAUAAAAAUAUCACAUCGCUAGUACCAGAACAUUUGGACGCAAUACUGUCCGAAACUCCGACGAUAUCUGAAAAUAGAACUAUGCUGAAAACGGGAAAUCGGUUGAACACACCUGUGGCCACCAAAGCAUCUCUUACUAGCCUGGCAUUGGAAAAUCAAUACGCACUGAAUAGCAGCGCGAAUAAUACAUACACGACUCCAAAUAAUAUGGAAUAUUCUCAUUACCAGCCGCCGGGCCAUUUCGCCCAAUACUUUGGUAUAGUUUCCGUUUCGUGCUUAAUAGUGAUGUCUUUGGUAUUAUGGCUCAGUAUACGAUUGAGGUAUAAAAGGAGGCAUGCUCCGAGCGUGGACGGAGGGGGGCAGGAACAAAUAGAGGUGUCGAAUAUAUCUGGGGGGGUGCUGUGGUGACAUUUACGAGCAGCCGAUCCAAUGCCAUUUGAAUACGACUCUCUUUUGACAUAGCACUUAAUUUUAAGAGAUCGGCUGCGAUGGAAACUCAUGUGAUAGGACUGGACGUAUUUUUCUAUGAAUAAGUACAAAUAGAUUGUUAGCGUAAGACAUGUAUGUUGUAUAAUUUGUAAAUACCUAUUUAUUUUUAUGAACUGUAUAUAUUAUCUAAGUGUAUAUUUAAUGUAGUAUCGAUUGAGAUUAUAGUAUAUCGAGCUGUGUUAUUAUAUUAUCUCUCGAAGGCAUUAUCAAAACUAGUAAUCAAAAGCAAUACGUAAUAAUAUAUAUGUAAAGUACAAAAAAAUAUAUACAUAAACAAAACAUUAUGAUUCUCUUCAAUUGUCAAAUCAUCAUUUUAUAAAAAUAAAAAAACCAUUUAUAUAUCUAGUUCAAUUGUACUUUCAAUACAAACAAGUUUGAUAUACUAUAAGAGCAAUUGAUAAUGACAUCAAUUGUGAAAACAGAUCAUGUCUUCCCUCGUAUUUCCAUGCAUACAUUAUAAUUUUCUUGAAUAUAUCUCUCAAAUCGGUUACUUGUAACAAAAACUAUAACAGUAUUUCGACGUAAUUUCUUAAGUGCCAAAGUCAUAUCUUUUGUAUUACUGACUGAUUCACUUAAAACAUCAAGUGUCUUUAUGUUCGACACGUAAUUUUGGUAUUUAUGGUAUGAUGGUAUGAACGC
This is a messenger RNA of Pieris napi, 3266 nucleotides long. It is a transcript of the gene 2mit, whose product is annotated as leucine-rich repeat-containing protein 40. Lineage: Eukaryota; Metazoa; Arthropoda; Insecta; Lepidoptera; Pieridae. Gene Ontology annotation, molecular function: protein binding. The transcript is spliced from 2 exons. Bases 204 to 2546 code for a protein of 780 amino acids. The record is from RefSeq and is a predicted model, not a curated record.